UGGGCGGAGACCAGCCCACCCACCCGCUGCUUCUCUCGUCUGGCUACUAUAUGAGGCUGUGCGAUCAUUCAGCAAGAUACAAUCAAUCUUAGUAGUGGUCUUCUGUAUCUCCUCAUGUGUUCUCUCUCCGUUCGGGCGGAAUCUGCUGCUGCGUAAAAAAGAGGUUGUUGCGUCUGAACGUUCGCCGCCGACGGAGUUAUUAUCUAUAUUUACCGGAGAAACGAGACCUCAACAUGCCUCGGUCAUUCCUUGUGAAGAAGUAUUUUUCCAACAAGAAGCCAUACUACAAGGAAAGCCAUUUGGAAAGCCAAACUGCUUUUGUCCCAGAAAGCUUUCCUCGGGCUGAACUUCCAACACAACACAGCUCUGCCCUGACCUGCUAUCCCACCAAGCCAAUUUUCAGCAGCCUGGACACCUUGCCUGCUCCUCUCUCCCCAGUUACCCCAGUGUCUCUACCCAGUUCACCCCUGGGUCCUCUGGACCUCAGCAGCUCUCCCUUCAGCAGCAGUGGUGAGGAAGAGGAGGAUGGCGGACGUUCUUCAAAUCCCUCGAGUCCAGAUACCAUCCAGCACACCUACCACUGUCUGCACUGCAGUAAGCGCUACAGCAGCCUCUCUGCGCUGUCUCACCACCAGCUCUCCCACUGUACUACCCUGCAGCAGACACCUUCUCUGCCCACCGAGGCAUCUGCACGCCCAGCCUUCCACUGCAAACACUGCCCCAAGGAGUACACCAGCCUGGGAGCCCUGAAAAUGCACAUCCGCUCACACACUCUGCCUUGUGUGUGCCCCACCUGUGGCAAGGCCUUCUCCAGACCGUGGCUGCUCAGAGGACACAUUCGCACACACACAGGUGAGCGACCUUUUGCUUGUCAACACUGUAACCGGGCCUUUGCUGAUCGCUCCAACCUGCGUGCACAUUUGCAGACCCACUCUGAGGUGAAGAAAUACCAGUGUGGCUCCUGCUCGCGGACCUUCAGCCGCAUGUCCCUGCUGCACAAACACAAUGCCUCUGGAUGCUGCCCUGCCUCGUAGACUCACAUUCCUUGGACUGCUCUCAUGAGCCAGUUGAAGCUGCUUGCUGAUUCUGUUCCCCCCUGAUUAGAGCCAGUACACCUGGAUGACAUUUGGGAGAUUGAUUUAAAUCCAGGUCAGGAUGGAAAAAGAAAAUGCAGCUUUUAGAAAAUGACUUGUUUAGUGCCUUAAUUUCAGGACUCUGUAGCUUUAUCAGAUUUAUUUUUUUGUGGUCCUAUCGGUAUUUGCAGCACAUUUUUGAGGUUUCCUGUCAACUGUGUGUGUGUGUGUGUGUGUGUGUGUGUGAUUUGAAGGCAGCUGGACAUGCGGUUAAUUCCCAGGAAACUCCCAUCGGUGCCGGCCGGUCCGGGACUUUAGCCAUGUUGCAGCUGCUUGGGUGUGUUUGUGUCUGUGUAUGCAGGGAUGUCAUUCCUCACUGUACUAUACAUACAUGGCAUACAUGAACAAGUGUGUGUUGAGACAGCUGUCUUGUGCAUGGUGUACUGUGGAGGCAGGGCGGUGAGAGAUGUGUUAGCUGUGGCCUCAAUGACAGGUGACCCUCCACUCACUCCUCAUGUCACAAACACUUUCUGCAGGCCAUAGUGCAUCACUGGACAUGAGAGGACCACUUAAACUUGACCAAAAACACAAUUUGCCUUCACCAAUACUGUCUGUUUACAGUCAAAAUAACAUGUUCUUGGAAGAGUAUUGACCUACAGUUUUUAUGAACUAUUUAGCUGAACAUGCCAUUCAAACAGGGAAUCCUGUUCCUUUUUAAGGUUGUGCUUUUUUUCUGCCACUUGUAAAUAAAGGCUUUGUAAAA
Monopterus albus (swamp eel) is the source of this 1836-nucleotide messenger RNA. It is a transcript of the gene snai1b, whose product is annotated as snail family zinc finger 1b. Gene Ontology annotation, molecular function: RNA polymerase II cis-regulatory region sequence-specific DNA binding; DNA-binding transcription factor activity, RNA polymerase II-specific. The record is from RefSeq and is a predicted model, not a curated record. Lineage: Eukaryota; Metazoa; Chordata; Actinopteri; Synbranchiformes; Synbranchidae. Gene Ontology annotation, biological process: regulation of DNA-templated transcription. The coding region runs from base 234 to 1034 and encodes 266 amino acids. The transcript has 3 exons.